Arabidopsis arenosa is the source of this 1078-nucleotide messenger RNA. The record is from the annotation of a GenBank genome assembly. Lineage: Eukaryota; Viridiplantae; Streptophyta; Magnoliopsida; Brassicales; Brassicaceae.
CCAGAAAUGACCGGCAAAAGUCAAGAAGCUCUCUGAGGUCUCUACUCACACCACUUUCUCUCUCUACUCUCUCUCUGCGUGUAGUAGGAUGCUAGACAAUUGACAACCAAAGACUAAAGCUGUGUUGUUGGUUCACUUCUGUUCUCUUUUCCAAUGUUGUCAUCAGCAAAGCAUCAGAGAAACCAUAGAGUCUCUGCUCAGACUCUCAACAAAGUUUCUUCCAUUUCAUCCUCAUCGCCAUCGUCUUCAUCAUCAUCAUCAUCAUCAACCUCAUCAUCAUCUCCUUUACCUUCACAAGACUCUCAAGCCCAGAAGAGAUCUCUAAUCACCAUGGAAGAGGUUUGGAAAGACAUCAACCUUGCUUCCAUCCACCACCUAAACCGACACAGCCCACAUCCACAACAAAACCAUGAGCCAAGGUUCAGGAGCCACAACCACAACCCUAACUCAAUCUUCCAAGAUUUUCUCAACGGAUCUUCGAACCAGGAACCACCACCCACAAGCUUGACCGCGGGUUCUGCGCCUAAUGGUGAUUCCACAACUGUCACUGCUCUCUGCAGCUCUCCUUUUCCACCUCCUGCAACUGUUCUGAGCUUGAAUUCCGGCGCUGGCUUCGAGUUUCUCGAUAACCAAGAUCCUCUUGUUACCUCAAACUCUAAUCUUCAUAACCACAAUCACCUCUCAAACGUUCAUUCCUUCAACACCCCUUUCGAGGCUCUGGUUCCAUCCACUUGUUUUGGUAAAAAAAGAGGCCAAGAGUCCAAUGAAGGUUCAGGGAAUAGAAGACAUAAGCGUAUGAUCAAGAACAGAGAAUCUGCAGCUCGUUCCCGAGCUAGGAAACAGGAAUGUGCCUCUCUUCUUGUCUCCUAGUCUUCUUAUCAUGUGUAUCAAAAGGGAAGAAAAAAAUGUGGUUUUGCCAUCAAAAGGCUUUUGAUCUAAAAAAUUCGGUAUCUUGGUUUUGAUUCUCACUUGCAGGCUUAUACAAACGAGUUAGAACUUGAAGUUGCUCACCUGCAGGCAGAAAAUGCAAGACUCAAAAGACAACAAGAUCAGUUGAGAAUGGCUGCAGCAAUUCAGC